Molecule: messenger RNA, 2046 nt
Organism: Chelonoidis abingdonii (Abingdon island giant tortoise)
Lineage: Eukaryota; Metazoa; Chordata; Testudines; Testudinidae
Source: RefSeq, a predicted model, not a curated record
AGCUGGGCGCCCGGCAGCGCUUCGUGGGGCCCCUGGGGCGGGGUGAAGGACCGGGAGCGACUCCACUUGCCCCCCUUCCCCCCGGCGAAGGAUCAGGGAUCCCUGGAGCGACCCCACCUGCCCCCCCCCCGGCGAAGGAGGAUCCCCCCCUUCUCCUGCAGGUGAAGUUGUCUCCCCUCCUGCUCACUGCUGCAACCCCAUGGGUUAAGGACCAGCCCCCUCCCGAGUGACUCCAGUGCCCCACCUCUGUGAUGGGCCCCCUUGCCGUGACUCUGCCCCCCCCCAGCACGCCUUGACUGUAAUUUAUCGGGGGCGAGGGGGAAGCAGGACCACCCCUUCUCCCGACCGCAUCCCCUGCUGGCUCUGAGCUGGCGCGGAGCUCCUACCUGGGCCCCGUGGGUGGGGCACGCCCCCUCCCCCAACCCACCAGGCUCCAGAUCCCCCCCUCCCCACCAAAGGUCACAGCCCCCUCCCUGGCAUCUCUGCUCCAGCCUUUCCCAGCCGUAGCCCGGCGGCCCCCCAGCUCCAUGGCGGCCAAGUGGUUCAAGGAGUUCCCCUCCAGUCUGAAGACGGCUUCCGAGCGGGCCAGGCCGGGCAGCGGGAGCCUGGGCAAGCUAUGCAGUGCCUCCCGGAAGCCCCUGGGCCCCGCCGAGCCGGGCCCCGGCCCACUGCAGGGCAAAAACCGCAAGAACUCGGCGGCCGAGCUGGGGGGCUGCAGGGCAGCUCCAGGGCCCAGCAAGGACGGUGGUAGCAGGCUGUCCCGGGACAACCUGCAGGGGCUGAUCCAGGCUGCCACGGGCAAGAUGCGCAAGAACUCACGGGCGGAGGGGAGCCCCCAGGAGGGUGCCCCCAAGGGCCCUGGCUGCAGCACCUACAUGAAUCGGCUCAUCAAGGUGGACGCCCAUGAGAAGAAUGGGAAAAGCUACCCCGGCAGCAGCCCGUCGCCGGAGGAGGAGAAGGGCAGGAGUCCCAAGCAGGAGACGGUCAUCAUUCUAGAGGACUACGCCGACCCGUAUGACGCCAAGCGCACGAAGGGCCAGCGAGAGGCGGAGCGGCUGGGGGAGAACGAUGGGUACAUGGAGCCCUACGAUGCACAGCAGAUGAUAACCGAAAUCCGCAGGCGGGGCUCCAAGGACCCUCUGGUCAAAGCCAUCCUGCUGCUGGAUGGGCCCGGGGAGCCGGGGGAGGGCGGCACCCGGCCGGACGCAGCGCCCAAGCGGCAGGUCUCCAAGGACCAGCUGGGGAAGGCCCCGGCACAGCUCUAUGACACCCCCUAUGAGCCCGGGGAGGCACCAGCCAGCACCCCGCAGGACAGGAGGAUGCGGGCAGUGGACAGCCGGCUCCCGGAGAAUGACGAGCGCCCUGCCGCGGAGUACGAGCAGCCCUGGGAGUGGAAGAAGGAGCAGAUAGUAAAGGCUCUGUCAGGUAGGAGGUGGGGCUGUGGGGCACUGGCCAGCAGGGCACGGGAGGCUGAUCUGCAGCCACUUCCUAAGGCUAAUGAGAUUAUCAGCCUCCGAUGGCCUGGACACCCAGCCCUUAAAGCAUCCCGCACCCCCAGGGCCCAGCACUGCUUCCAGGGACACGUUGAGCCAGGACUCAGGGGCCCUGCAGGACAUGCUCACAAACCCAGCCUGUUCUCUGCUCCUCGCAGCUGGUACCAUGGAGCCAUCACCCGGGCCGAGGCCGAGAGCCGACUGCAGCCCUGCAAAGAGGCCGGUUACCUGGUGCGGACCAGCGAGACGGGGAGCGGCAAAUACUCCAUCGCGCUCAAGACCAGUCAGGGAUGCGUCCACAUCAUCGUGGCCCAGACCAAGGACAACAAGUACACGCUGAGCCAGACCAGCGGUGUCUUCGGCAGCGUCCCUGAGGUGGUGCAUCACUACUCCGCGGAGAAGCUGCCUUUCAAAGGGGCGGAGCACAUGACCCUGCUGCACCCCGUGCACAGCAAGCUGCAGUAGCAUGGCCACGCCCAGCCAGCUGCCUGGGGCUUCGCCACAGACUUUGGGGCAGCCAGGGGGCCGGGCGGGCUCAUGUGUGGAGUCAGGU